Molecule: messenger RNA, 1785 nt
Organism: Taeniopygia guttata (zebra finch)
Lineage: Eukaryota; Metazoa; Chordata; Aves; Passeriformes; Estrildidae
Source: RefSeq, a predicted model, not a curated record
AUGGCCAGCGGAGCGGCGGCCGAAGGGGAGCGGCGGCGAGCGGCUCCCGGGCGCUGGCGGAGCGGGUCCCGGCGCACGUCAGGCAGGGUCCAGGGAGCGAGGCGGGCCCGGCCGCGGUCCCCGCGCCGCCAGGAGGGGCCCACCCGCAGCCGGGGCUCGGCGCCGGGAUCCGAGGCGAUAGAGCAGCGGGUGGGGCACCGCGGCAGCCGCACCCGUCCCUCCCCGGAACCCCUCGGCACGAAACUGCCGGCGGCCCCCCGCCGCCCGGCGCAGGUGCUGCUGAGGGGAGCCGACGCGGCGCCUUACCUGGUGCGGCCACGGCUGAGGCCGAGCACGGGCUGGGGCCGGCGGCGGCCGUGGAACCGCCGCCCUCCCGCGGACACGCCUCGCGCCCCGCCCCGCUCGCCAGCACCGCCCCCGGCCCGCCCCGGGCUGGGCUCGGGGCCGGGCGGCAGCGGCGGGACGGGCCCGGGGCGAGGCCGCCCGCGGCGUCGCCUCCGGGGCGCUGCGGCGUCCGGGGCUCUCUGCGCUCGGGCCGGGGGAGCUGUGAGGGGCGGAGAGCGGCCCCCGGGCCCGGACACAGGAUUUACGGGUACCCCGCUUGCCACGCACAAACAAAACACACCCGACGCGCAAGGACAGCGCUGGGCCUCCUGUAAGGAACUAUUCACGAACUUCUCCCCAGGAAAUGAACUUCACUGUUUGGAGGCAACACUGGAGCCUUACUGUUUUCAACCAAGGAUUCUGCAACUGCUGCACUGAAAAUCAUUCAAGGUGCAAUUUAUAAUGAGAACAUAACCAACCCACCCUGCAAACCAGACAGAGCUGGCAGCGUUUCCUCCUGGCAGAGAACUCCACAGUGGGACAGUGCAAGGCUCGCUGCGACAGCGGUGCCCCAGGAAACCUCACUGGGCGCGUCCUACUCUGUUCACGCACGGUGGCUUUGUUGAUAUCUGUCAAAUGCACUUGUCCACCUGCUGCAGAAAGCUGGGCAUGAAUUACAUAGUCAAUGUUAUGUUAAGGCCACAGGUUGAGAAUGUCUGCAAUUGGAAUAAUAGCUUCAGAAGUAUUCAGAUCGCCAGUAAAUGCUUCUUUAUUGUAAACAAUGUAACUUGGAACGUCCAGGCUUGUAUUUGUGUAGGGAGAGUGCUCCUUACAGUAAUGCCAAUAUUUGUCUGCACCCUGAGCUGUAUGAAUUUUGCCUGGGAGUUUUGGAAACGAUUCUGAAGCUCCAGAGAAUGGUAGAUUAUAUUCAUAAAAUAAGGGUGCCACUGACCUUUUAGCAAAAGAGAAUAGAUGUGAAUCAGGGACCUGAGAUUCAUCUAAAGGAACACAGUGGAAACACACAGGAUGAAAGGCUCUAAAGGCUUUACAAAUUAUAUUUGGAUGAGGGAGAGCAGGGAGAAAGAGAAUGUGGGAAAAAGAAGAAUGAAAAAGGAUCCUGCUGUUUAGCUCAUGCAUAAACUGUAUGUGCCUAGCCAAAGGUCACUCCUUUUAUUUUCUCAUUAAUUUCAAUGACGGUAAAUGGUAUAUGAAGAACAAUCUAAAAAUAAGAACAGCCAGAAAUAGCUUAGAGUUUUUGUGUGACAGUGUGGCAGGAAGAAAAGCCUGAACUGAAACUUCAUUCCAGAUCUUUACUUCUGACUUUUGAAAAAGUAGUGACUUAAAGUUAAUUAUUUAAGAUAAACUGUAAAUCUAUUUAGAGAAGUUAAGCAAAAGUUAAGUGGUCUACUUUUUAAUGCAUUUUCCAAUAAAGUUUUUAUACUCUGUGUACACCAAAAUUAA